Molecule: messenger RNA, 1984 nt
Organism: Salvia miltiorrhiza (redroot sage)
Lineage: Eukaryota; Viridiplantae; Streptophyta; Magnoliopsida; Lamiales; Lamiaceae
Product: protein ZINC INDUCED FACILITATOR-LIKE 1-like
Exons: 17
Coding region: 145-1812 (555 amino acids)
Biological process (GO): transmembrane transport
Molecular function (GO): transmembrane transporter activity
Source: RefSeq, a predicted model, not a curated record
CCCAAAAAACGCAUUUACUACGUCGGUAGAAUACACGAAGCAGCACACACAAGUAGGUAACUAAAAUACAACGAGGAAUGUGCUCAUAUCAUAUCAUAGGGGUUGCGAAAAUUCAAUAUAAGUGACUGCAAAUCUCAGUUUUCUAUGGUGGAGAAACAUUCCAUCUACACACACAGACAAAAGCCACGUAAGCUGUGCCAGCUCCUUCACCUCAUUUUGUCUAACUCCACUACACGGGUAAAGAAGCAAACAAAGCAGCCUCUACAAAUUCCUAUUGCAAAUGUAAUCUUGAGUUUUGCUCCGUUGCAGAAAAUGGCAGAGAAUGCUGCGCCGCUGAUCGAGAAACAAGAGUACCACGAGAGCUGCGCGGCGUGCAAGGUUGAACAGAUGAAGGAUUCCGACGCCGGGAUUCCCUUCAAGCUUUUGAUUUUGGUCUGGCUCAUCACUCUCGCUGCAGCUCUGCCAAUAUCGUCUCUUUUCCCUUUCCUAUAUUUUAUGGUAAGGGAUCUCCAUAUUGCAGACAAGGAGGAAGACAUAAGUUACUAUGCUGGAUAUGUUGGAUCGUCUUUCAUGCUUGGGAGAGCUUUGACUUCUCUUCUCUGGGGGCUCGUAGCUGAUAAAUAUGGUCGGAAACCAGUCAUAAUGUUUGGCACACUUAUAGUGGUUAUAUUCAAUACACUUUUUGGUGUUAGUGUAAACUUUUGGAUGGCCAUUAUUACAAGGUUUCUUCUUGGAAGUUUAUGUGGAACGCUCGGACCUUUAAGGGCAUAUGCUUCAGAAAUUUGUCGUAAAGAGCACCAAGCUUUGGGGAUGUCAGUCAUUAGCACAUCCUGGGGCAUAGGAUUGGUCAUCGGUCCUGCUGUUGGAGGUUUUCUUGCACAGCCUGCAGAAAAAUAUCCACAAAUGUUCUCCGAAAAAUCUAUAUUUGGAAGGUUUCCAUACUUUUUACCUUGUCUCGUGAUCUCAGCCUUUGCUUUGGUGGCGUCUAUCCUCUGCCUCUGGCUUCCCGAAACUAUUCAUGCCCAUGACAAAGAAAACAUAGCAGAGAAAGCUGCAAUGGAAGACGACAUUUAUGAGUCCAUUCAGUCGUAUAAAGUGGAAGUUUCUGAGCUUAGACGCCCCGUCUCUCAAAAAAGCCUCUUAAGAAAUUGGCCCUUGAUGUCUGCUAUUAUGGUGUACUGCAUUUUCCAGCUCCACGAUAUGGCCUAUAGUGAGAUAUUCUCGUUGUGGGCCGUCAGCUCAAGGAGGCUCGGAGGAUUGCAUUUUGACUCGGCAGAUGUUGGCUCAGUUCUUUCCAUCACAGGGGUUGGUAUGCUCGUCUUUCAGCUCUCCGUGUAUACCUGGGUCGAGAGGAUACUUGGACCUGUCAUGGUCUCUCGUAUAGGAGCCGUCAUUACUAUACCGUUGCUAACAACCUACCCGUUUUUAGCCAAUUUAUCGGGUCUCGUUCUCUUAUGGCUGCUUAAUUGUGCUUCGAUGUUGAAGAACAUACUCGCUAUUUCCAUCACGACGGGCCUCUUAGUUCUUCAAAAUAGAGCCGUGACAAAAGAGCGAAGAGGAGCUGCAAACGGCAUAUCCAUGACGGCCAUGUCUCUCUGUAAAGCAAUUGGCCCUGCAGUCGGAGGCUCCCUACUCUCCUACGCUCAAGGCCGUCUGGAUGCAGACUUCUUACCAGGUGUGCACCUAGUUUUCUUCACGUUAAACGCGGUCGAGUUCGUCGGCCUCGUCAUGACCUUCCGUCCGUUUCUAGUCGUCCCCGAAGACGACUCGCUUUCGAGUUCGGCCGGUGACCGUGAAACUCUGUUGAGCUGAUCGGAAACCGUAUGGUUUCCAUGGAGUAGUUUAUAGUGUUCUACAAUUGUACUUCAUAAUAAUCCAACUUUGUAGAAAAAAGGUAUAUCAAUAGAAAUGUUUCAAUCUCAUAUAUUAUUUUGUUGCAGAUUUGCAACAAUAUAAAAGCAAUAAAUUUUGUCACAUUGUACAA